This is a messenger RNA of Toxotes jaculatrix (banded archerfish), 1601 nucleotides long. RefSeq names its product inner mitochondrial membrane peptidase subunit 1 (gene immp1l). The transcript is spliced from 6 exons. Gene Ontology annotation, molecular function: serine-type endopeptidase activity. Gene Ontology annotation, cellular component: membrane; mitochondrial inner membrane peptidase complex. NCBI's taxonomy places the organism in Eukaryota, Metazoa, Chordata, Actinopteri, Toxotidae. The record is from RefSeq and is a predicted model, not a curated record. The coding region runs from base 135 to 653 and encodes 172 amino acids.
AAAGACUUUGGUGGAGCUUGACCAAUCGGGGCAGCGAUUGUUACGUUGUCAAUCACGGAAGCUGUUACGGGGAAGUUCAGUUUGUUAUGCUAAGUGCAUGGUCAGAGAUUUGAAUCGCACAUUCAUAGGUGGAGAUGUUCCGCCGCGUGCUGGGGAAAACCCUGGGCUUUGUGGGCUACACGGUCCAGUAUGGCUGCAUAGCACAUUGUGCCUUCGAAUACCUUGGAGAGUUUGUGGUGUGCUCUGGUCCAUCAAUGGAGCCUACCAUUGUCAACCAUGAUAUUGUCUUCUCUGAACGGAUGAGUCGCCAUCUCUGUAAAAUACAAAAGGGUGAUAUAAUAAUUGCAAAGAGUCCAUUUGACCCAAAUAUGAACAUUUGUAAAAGAGUAAUUGGGUUGGAGGGAGACAAAAUCUGCACAAGUGGCCCAUUAGAUCUCUUCAAGACCCACACAUAUGUUCCAAAAGGCCAUGUAUGGCUAGAAGGGGAUAACCUUAGGAACUCCACUGACUCAAGGAGCUAUGGCCCAAUUCCCUAUGCCCUCAUCCGAGGACGUGUUUGCUUAAAGCUGUGGCCGCCGCAUAGUUUUGGGACCCUCAGUGAAAGCCCAACCAGACAGAUUGUUAAAACUCAGAGUGACUCAGACUCGGACUGACUCAUCCACUUUAUUUGUGUACUGUACGGUACUUUGUAUUCAAGCGUUUUUGAAUAAAGUUGACAUUUAUUUAAAUAUUUUUUUUAAAAAGUGGCUAUACUGUAAUCUAGAUAAUUUAAACAGACUCAACCCCAUUAUUCUAAAGGUAUGAUUUUUUUUGGACAGGGGAACACUUUGCAAUUAUACAGGCUUCAUCACUUUACUUUUUUAUAACUGACAAUAUGUUGUCAUGUGGAGCUUAUUGUGUGUUGGCCGUGGCCGUGAAGCGCUGUAGGAACAGCAAUGCGUGAGCAGCAGAGUAAAGCUGUGUCUCUGUGGAACUGCUAAUGGCAGAGAACAGGCAGAGACAAAGAUGAGAUGCACAAGGUGUACAUUGGGGAUUGUGCUCAUUCAGUAAUAAGACAAACCAAUAAAUAAGUUUAAUAAGUUCCAAAUCAACAAAUUAAAGACCAAAUCAUACCUAUAACUAAUACAACAUACAGUUUAGUAACUUGUAGUUGAAUUUAAUUGUUUUAUUGGUCACCUACACAACAUAUUUGCAGGUUGUUUGUACAAGUGCUUUAAACAGGGAUAUCUCUCUAAACCUACAAACUAUAACCUCAGCAGAAACAUGUCUCAUUCCCUUAAAAAAGAUGUUAUUAAUUUCAUGUUUAUGCUUUCUUGGUAUUAUGGUAAAACAAAAGCUCUCUUAUUAUUUAAUAUUUCAUCAUGUGCUGCCAGAGCUAUUGAAAAAAUGUUAACAUUUCCCAUUUAACCAUACAAUAUUAAUAAGCACUUAGUAAGGACCUCGCUCACCACUGAAUACAUUGUGUGUAGAUGUGUGUGUUGAACCAAAUGUGGUUUCUGUUAAUGGUGUAAAGGAUCAAGAGAUUUCUAGUUGUGAAACCUGAUUCCUUGGUCAUAUAUACAUUUAACUAGGUUUCUAACAGGAUUUUAACAGGAGUAUGA